This is a messenger RNA of Rubroshorea leprosula, 1286 nucleotides long. Lineage: Eukaryota; Viridiplantae; Streptophyta; Magnoliopsida; Malvales; Dipterocarpaceae. The record is from the annotation of a GenBank genome assembly.
AAACAUGACUUGUUGAUUUGAUCUUUCAUUUUCCUUUUAGGUCGCAAUCGUUUAAGUGUGGUUAAAAGGCACAUUCCGAGCUUGAUUGCUGCGCUGUUCAACAUAAUUCUGCACUUGCAGGGUCCAUUAAUUUUCUUUGAAAAUUUGGUUGGUAAUAAUGGUGACAAUAACCCAGAUCCAGGAUCUAUCAUUCUUAUGUGUGUUCAGGUACUGACAAGAGUUUCUGGAUAACAUGCUCUGUUCCAAAUGGAUUCUUGGCACAUAGGGCAGUGUUUGCAUAUCCCUGGAGCACUUUUUCAAGCUUUCUGUCAGCUAAGACAUUCUGAAGCACCGGAAUCAUAUAAUUCUUUAUUGCUUUUGGAUAAACAAAAUGAUGCCCCUAGCACAAGCAUGGAAUUCUGUGUUCUAGAUCAACAAUUUUCAGUAAACCUCUUUGCUGCAUGCUGCCGCUUGCUGUAUACUAUUGUGAAGCAUCACAAGAGUGAAUGUGAACGGUGCAUCGCUGUGCUUGAAGAGUCUGUUUCUGUUCUUCUUCAUUGUUUGGAGACAAAGAAUGCUCAUUUAGCAGUCAGAAGAGGUUGCUUUUCAUGGGAAUUAGAAGAAGGGGUGAAGUGUGCUGGUUUCCUUAGAAGAAUUUAUGAAGAGAUAAGGCAGCAGAAAGAUGCCUUGGCACAGCACAGUUUUAAGUUCCUGUCCACUUAUAUUUGGGUUUAUUCAGGAUGUGGUCCACUUAAAGCUGGCAUCCAAAGGGAAAUUGAUGAAGCUCUGAGACCAGGUGUAUAUGCAUUAAUUGAUGCUUGCUCAACAAAUGAUCUUCAGUAUCUUCAUACUGUAUUUGGAGAGGGUCCUUGCAGAAACACACUGGCAGGUUUGCAACAUGACUACAAACGGAAUUUCCAAUAUGAAGGAAAAGUCUGAUCCAAGUUACUUCUUAUGGGAGGUUGUAUUGGCAAGUUGUACCGAUCUUGGGUUGUCAAGUCAACACUAGAAUUAGUUUCCCUUGAUUAUACACAUUUUUAUGGUGGUAGCAGUUUUCUUGUUGCAAAUUGACUUAUGAAUUCAUUGGAUUUAGUCUGUACAUCUGGGUCUCCAUCAUGAUCAAGGGCAAUAUUUUUUGCAUUCAGCUCCUAACAUCUGAUUUGGAUGACCGCAUAAAUUGCUGUAUGUUAUAUAUGAAGAAGUCAAUUCAAUCAUUUUCUUAGCCUACAGUCAAAAAGACGAGGCUUCUACAGAAGAACUGUCUUUUGGGUUUGAUUUUUUCCAUUAUAACAAUUGUAGCAUUUGGU